This is a messenger RNA of Serpula lacrymans var. lacrymans S7.9, 1776 nucleotides long. Its product is annotated as glycosyltransferase family 15 protein. The transcript is spliced from 15 exons. The coding region runs from base 126 to 1274 and encodes 382 amino acids. Gene Ontology annotation, molecular function: alpha-1,2-mannosyltransferase activity. Gene Ontology annotation, cellular component: membrane; Golgi apparatus. NCBI's taxonomy places the organism in Eukaryota, Fungi, Basidiomycota, Agaricomycetes, Boletales, Serpulaceae. Gene Ontology annotation, biological process: protein N-linked glycosylation; cell wall mannoprotein biosynthetic process. The record is from RefSeq and is a predicted model, not a curated record.
GCGACCAAACACGCUUCCAACCACCACCACCAUCCAGUCUGACCUUUCGUCCUUUCUUUCACAGCUCACAUACUUCACCCAUUUUUAUUCACAGAGCCCCCUAGGGACUCUUGCAUAUUCCAAAAAUGAUGACGCCUAUGCGUUACAUUUUGCUCGUGCUGGGCAUGAUUAUCAGUUUACAUUAUAUAAUGAGCUUUUCUCAUGAAGGAUACGGAAAUAUGACCUCUAUCACGCGGUUGACAGAAAAACUAGCGAAGCCGAAUGCAGAGCCUCCCUACCGAACACCAGUACCAGAGGACUACUACAAACCCACAGGCUCGCCAUCCUCACCAGAUAGGAAAGCAAACGCAACAUUCGUCAUGCUCGUCCGCAACAGUGAUCUAACAGGAAUCAUGAGUAGCAUGAGACAGUUGGAGGAUAGAUUCAACCGCAAAUUCAACUAUCCCUAUGUCUUCCUCAACGAGCAGCCGUUCUCAGACGAUUUCAAGAAACAUAUUACUGCUCUCACCGACGCUCCUGUUGAGUUUGGUCUCAUACCAGCUGAAGAUUGGUAUCAGCCCGAUUGGAUUGACGAAGACCGAGCAACCAAGGCGAGAGAAGAUAUGGUGAGGGAAAAUGUCAUAUAUGGGGGUAGUGUGCCGUACCGAAACAUGUGUCGUUUCAACUCUGGCUUCUUCUACAAACAAGAGCUCCUACAGAAAUACAAGUAUUACUGGAGAGUAGAACCAGAUGUCAAAUUCUUCUGCGACCUUGAUUAUGACCCUUUCCUAGUCAUGCAGGAUGAAAAGAAGGUCUACGGGUUCACGGUAUCACUUUUCGAGUACCCAACCACUAUCCCUACACUUUGGAACAGUGUUAAAGAAUUCAUAAACUCCAACCCCACCCUUGUCUCACCUGACAAUGCGAUGGCAUUUUUGAGCGACGAUGGUGGAGAAUCGUACAACCGCUGUCAUUUCUGGAGUAAUUUCGAAAUUGGGGAUCUAGACUUUUGGAGAGAUGUGCCUUACUCCAAGUUCUUCGAUUUCCUUGACGAAAAAGGCGGAUUCUACUAUGAGCGCUGGGGUGAUGCUCCCGUUCACAGCAUAGGUGCUGCCCUGUUUGCGAGAAAAGACCAAAUACAUUUCUUCAACGACAUUGGCUACCGCCACGAGCCUUUCCAGCAUUGUCCUCAGGGCGAUGCAAACAGUCGAGGAAGGUGUUGGUGUGACCCUACACAAAAUUUUGACUAUGAGUGGUAUUCCUGCUUGAACAAAUACGACAAACUAUUUAGUUGAUGGGUGAAAGAUGAGGUAAGUAUAGGGGGAAGGAGUGAUACAUAUAUAGUAGAGUAGUUCUUGACACGUCUUGGAAAAUCAAUUAAGAUAUAAAUGCAGUCCAUUGUCCCUGUAUACCCAUUUUCAUCCACAAUGCAAGGCGUAACAACCAGCGCAUUCAAUUGAUUUGGCGAUGUGUUCUACCAGAGAAUAUGUAUGUCAAUGCCUGUCACCCAGUCUAAAAAAUACAUCUGCUCGCUCGUGACUAGUCGUGACUCAUAGAAUGGACUGUGAAUAAUAUUGAUAAGAGUCGUAAAGUCGUGUCCAAUUGGAUCCCAGUGAAGUUUCAAUGAGACGAUCAAUAUAUUCUCCCACCAAUGAAUGUGUGAGAGCUGGCUGAAAUCGUUCUCGAAGCUGAGCAGCCGUCAGCUGGCCAAAAGCAGCGAAGCAAGGCAGGGUCGAAUCUUUUUGCAUCAGCUCAACCAGGGUGAUAAUCCUAUCACAAUGUUUCCUAGCACCUUCG